ACCGACAUGGUAAUAAUUCGAGAAACUCGAUCGGACAAGAAGUUGGUCGCCAUUAAUUCACCCUCUUUCUGAUCUUCAAUCCAUUAUUACCACAUGGGUUUUGAUACUCAACCAUUCUUCUUUUCAGUAACUGCAAAAUUGGCUAAUCAUUUUUUAUAAAGAAAAGAAAAGAAAAGCAGUGAAGUGAAGAACAAAACACCAAAAGAAAUUGAUUUAUUUUUUGACCGUGGAGCACUUUGGCUGGAUUCAUUGGACUUAAGCGAGCAGCGUUGGCAAAAAAGAACAUACUUUUUCAGUUCCCGAUUUAGGGUUCUUCUUCUUCUUCCCUCUUGCUAAGCACAUGUUUUGAGUCAUCGCAUUCUUGGGAUCAAGCGUGCAGCGGUGUUUCUUGGUGGGUUUGUGCUGAUCUCUCCUAUUUGAAGUCGGUGUACUUGUUUUUUUCGAUCUUGUUUUUGUCGUUUGAUGUUUUGAAUAGCGAAAAGAGAGGAGAAGUUGGUUUAUGUUAGAGGGUUAGUUGUUGAUUCUAUUGGGUUGUUGGGAAUUCUUGAUUCUGAUUUUGUGGUCGAGAUUUGGUGGGGUUUGGUGAGGGGAGAGGAUGGGAGUUGGUUUUUACAAGAGCCCAGAUUGAUUUACUUUAGUGGGUUUCAGUUUAUAGUGGAAUGAGAUUGAAGGUGUGAACGGAUUAGUGUUUUUGCUUGUUGGUAAGAUUAAUUUGUGUGUUUUGUCUGAAAUUAGCACUGGCUGUAAUGGAUAAAGGCAUUGAGAAUUUGGUGUCUGCUAGGAAGUUGUUAAAGGCCAGUGUAGAGAAAUCAAAAGCUCUGGAGUUGUCUUUGGAGAAAACUGGGCCUAGAAUGGAUGAGAUUAACCAGAGAUUGCCGUCUCUUGAAGUGGCAAUUCGACCGAUACGGGCUCAAACCGAUGCUCUUAGUGCUGUUGGUGGGCAUAUUAAUAGAGCUGUAGUCCCUGCAGCUGCUGUUCUUAAGGUUUUUGAUGCCAUCCAUGGCCUUGAGAAAUCGUUGUCCGAUCCUCAGUUGGAUCUGCCGGGGUAUCUUGGUGUGCUUAAGCGUCUUGAAGAGGCCUUAAGGUUUUUGGGAGAGAAUUGUGGGAUGGCGAUUCAGUGGUUGGCUGAUAUUGUGGAGUAUUUGGAGGAUAAUAAGGUGGCAGACUCACGGUUUAUCUCGGGUUUGAAGACGGCGUUGAAGAGUCUUCGGGAACUGGAGGCUGGUGAGGAGAAGGGUCGUCUUGAUGGUGGGCUGCUUGAAGUUGCUUUGGACAGAUUGGAGAAUGAGUUUCGUCGGCUGUUGACGGAGAACAGUGUUCCGUUGCCUAUGUCUUCUCCUACCUUGCCUGGUGAACAAGCCUGCAUUGCGCCGUCGCCUCUGCCAGUGGCUGUUAUCCAGAAGUUACAAGCUAUUUUAGGGAGAUUGAUUGCUAAUGGCAGACUCGACAAUUGUAUAUCCAUUUACGUCGAGGUCCGGAGUUUAAAUGUUCGAGCAAGUUUGCAAGCGCUUAAUUUGGAUUAUCUUGAGAUAUCUGUCUCCGAGUUCAAUAAUGUGGCGAGCAUAGAGGUUUAUAUAGCUCAGUGGGGCAAGCAUUUGGAGUUUGCCGUGAAGCACCUGUUUGAAGCAGAAUACAAACUUUGCAACGAUGUGUUUGAGAGGAUGGGUUUGGAUGUUUGGAAGAGUUGUUUUGCUAAAAUAGCCGCCCAAGCAGGAAUUCUUGCUUUCCUGCAGUUUGGAAAAACAGUCACAGAAAGUAAGAAGGAUCCAAUUAAGCUACUCAAGUUGUUGGACAUUUUCGCUUCCCUAAGUAAACUAAGAUUGGAUUUCAACCGACUCUUUGGCGGAGACGCCUGUGCUGAAAUACAGAACCUGACAAGGGAUCUGAUCAAGAGGGUGAUCGAAGGGGCCUGUGAAAUUUUCUGGGAGCUUUUGGUGCAGGUUGAACUGCAAAGACAUGCCCAGCCUCCCGCAGAUUGCAGUAUUCCUAGAGUGGUUACUUUUAUCACUGAUUACUGCAACAAACUUCUCGGGGACGACUAUAAGCCAAUCCUAACACAAGUUCUUGUCAUCGAGAGAAGUUGGAAGCAUGAAAAAUUCCAAGAGAGGAUCCUUGUUGGCGAGCUUCUGAAUUUAGUUAAAGCCAUUGAGCUGAACUUGGAAACAUGGUCCAAGGGUUAUGAAGACGCGGUUUCGUCCUAUCUAUUCUUGAUGAACAAUCACUGGCACUUGUACAAGUAUCUGAAAGGCACGAAGCUCGGUGGGCUUCUCGGAGACUCUUGGUUAAGCGAACAUGAACAGUAUAAGGAGUACUAUUCUACCAUAUUCCUGCGGGAAAGCUGGGGCAAACUUCCAGCACUUUUAAGCAGGGAAGGUCUGAUUCUAUUUUCUGGUGGGCGUGCAACGGCCCGUAAUCUGGUAAAACAGCGACUGAAAUCUUUUAAUGAAGCUUUCGACGACAUGCACAAGAAACAAUCCAACUGGGUAAUCCCAGACAAAGAUUUGCGGGAUAAAACAUGUCAGGUUAUAAUUCAGACUAUCGUGCCUGUCUACCGGAGCUACAUGCAAAAUUACGGGCCGCUGGUCGAACAAGACCCAAGUGCAAGCAAAUACGCGAAAUACACAGCUCAGUCGCUGGAGAAAAUGUUCAACUCUCUUUUCCAUCCGAAACCAGCAAAACAGGGUAGUUUCAAAGUGAGGCAACCAAGUGGUAAAUUCAACAACGGGGUUGUGGAUCAGUAUCAAACCUCCCCAACUGCUGUUAAGUGAUUAAUAUGUCAAAGUCCCGCCCUCCCGCCUCCCGCCUCGUCAUUUAAAUGAUUUGCCAACACCCUGUGUAUAUAUAGGCUUCCUUGGAUGUCGUUGACCAUCAUCGUUUUCCAAUUUCAGAUACAAUAAUAGAGUGGUGGCACUCGAUGCUUUUGAGGUAUGGUUACAUGAACUCCUAGGGGCUUCGUAACACAUCGACUUCCCAAAGACACCACGAACUGCUCCGUUUUCGCUCCCUGGAUCUGUAGAGGAAAUUCAUAACUGUAUCUAUUCAUUUAUCACAUAUCUUUCUUGGCAACUCUAUCACUAGUUAAGUUGCAGUGCAGAUUGCUGUUAUCCCUGUUGCUGCCUGUGUGCUUGAUUAGUGUUAUUCACUGUCUGGAAAGGAUACGAAAACCAUAGAAGGCUAUAGCUGUAAGAAUUUCAAGCACAAGUUCAAUUAUCAAGAAUCAAACAGUCCUAUGAACAACA
Molecule: messenger RNA, 3239 nt
Organism: Sesamum indicum (sesame)
Lineage: Eukaryota; Viridiplantae; Streptophyta; Magnoliopsida; Lamiales; Pedaliaceae
Product: exocyst complex component EXO70A1
Biological process (GO): exocytosis
Cellular component (GO): exocyst
Molecular function (GO): phosphatidylinositol-4,5-bisphosphate binding
Source: RefSeq, a predicted model, not a curated record